Messenger RNA from Talpa occidentalis (Iberian mole), 4933 nucleotides. RefSeq names its product 6-phosphofructo-2-kinase/fructose-2,6-biphosphatase 3 (gene PFKFB3). Gene Ontology annotation, biological process: fructose 2,6-bisphosphate metabolic process; fructose metabolic process. The record is from RefSeq and is a predicted model, not a curated record. Gene Ontology annotation, cellular component: cytosol. Gene Ontology annotation, molecular function: ATP binding; fructose-2,6-bisphosphate 2-phosphatase activity; 6-phosphofructo-2-kinase activity. Bases 788 to 2368 code for a protein of 526 amino acids. NCBI's taxonomy places the organism in Eukaryota, Metazoa, Chordata, Mammalia, Eulipotyphla, Talpidae. The transcript has 15 exons.
CUGGGAAUUUGAGAGUUCGCCCGGCGGACUCGCGAUCUGGGGGUUCUCGGGUGACACCAGCUCUGAAGCUUGAUGCUUGGGGCUCUGGCUGCGCACUCAGUUUUUGAUCUGAAGCAGGGGGACAGGGAGCGGAGGGGGCCUUCUGGAAGGCAGAUCUGUGUGUGAGUCCUGGCCCUGCCCUUUACGCCCCCUAACUCUUGGGAAGUCAUUUCACCACCCAGAACCUCAGCGUCUCCCUCGGCAAAACGAGCGCACGAAUCUGAAGGCUGUGGACACAAAAAGCAAACACAGGCAGGUAGAGUGCCCUUAGGCAAGAGCUUCCUAAGCCUGGCACCCUGCGCAGAGCUCUCCACCCUGCCCACCUGCAGGGCCUUCCUCCUCUGCCUGGAAAGGGGGGCACCUUUGUAUUUGGCUUCAUUUCCUGCACUGGGUGAUGGAGGCCCUGUAGAGCUCCUCUGGAUGGGAGGGCCCCCACCCCCAGGUCAGCCCAGAGGUGGAAGUUGUGGAGAGUGGGGGAGAGGGAGACUCCAGUUAUUGACUUCUUCUAUUUCUGUUGGGAGGGGCUUGGGCGCUGGUGGCCCUUUGUCACUCAGGAGCCAAGGCUUUCUCACAGUGGCCCUUGCGAAAUGACAGCAGUCUAAGUGCUCAGGGACCCGGGACUUGGGACCAUGUUGUGCGGCUUUCUUCCGGCUCCUCACUUCUCUCAUAACUCUGUUUAAUUGUCAGGUUAAUGCUCUGGUUGCUGCAUGUAGUAUUGACCUUUAUUCCGUAAACAGAGGUUGCUAAGAUGCCAUUAUCAGCUCCUGGUUGUCAAAGGGGAUGGUUAGCACUAGCACUCCCAGUCUUGCUGGGCGUGGGGAGAAGAAAGCUGAGAGCAGGGACUGCAUGUGGGCCAAAGCUGACCAACUCCCCCACGGUGAUUGUCAUGGUGGGCCUCCCAGCCCGGGGAAAGACCUACAUCUCCAAGAAGCUGACUCGCUACCUCAACUGGAUUGGUGUCCCCACCAAAGUGUUCAAUGUUGGGGAGUACCGCCGGGAGGCUGUCAAGCAGUACAGCUCCUACAACUUCUUUCGUCCUGACAAUGAAGAAGCCAUGAAAGUGCGAAAGCAAUGUGCUCUGGCUGCCUUGAGAGAUGUCAAAAGUUACCUGACGAGGGAAGGAGGCCAAAUUGCGGUUUUUGAUGCCACCAAUACUACCAGAGAGAGAAGGCACAUGAUCCUUCAUUUUGCCAAAGAAAAUGAUUUCAAGGUGUUUUUCAUCGAGUCUGUGUGUGAUGACCCUACCGUUGUGGCCUCCAACAUCAUGGAAGUGAAAAUCUCCAGUCCAGAUUACAAAGACUGCAGCUCAGCAGAAGCUAUGGACGACUUUAUGAAGAGAAUUAGUUGCUAUGAAGCAAGCUAUCAGCCCCUCGAUCCCGACAAAUAUGAUAGGGACCUCUCCCUGAUCAAGGUGAUCGACGUGGGCCGGCGGUUCUUGGUGAACAGAGUUCAGGAUCACAUUCAGAGCCGGAUUGUGUACUACCUGAUGAACAUCCACGUGCAGCCCCGCACCAUCUACCUGUGUCGGCACGGCGAAAGUGAGCACAACCUCCAGGGGAAGAUUGGAGGUGACUCAGGCCUGUCCAGCAGGGGCAGGAAGUUUGCCAAUGCCUUGAGCAAAUUUGUAGAGGAGCAGAACCUGAAGGACCUCAAGGUGUGGACCAGCCAACUGAAAAGCACCAUUCAGACGGCAGAAGCCCUCCAGCUUCCCUACGAACAGUGGAAGGCACUUAAUGAAAUUGAUGCUGGUGUUUGUGAGGAGAUGACCUAUGAGGAGAUCAGGGAUACCUACCCCGAGGAGUACGCGCUGCGAGAGCAAGACAAGUACUACUACCGCUACCCCACCGGGGAGUCCUACCAGGACCUGGUGCAGCGCCUGGAGCCAGUGAUCAUGGAGCUGGAGCGGCAGGAGAACGUUCUGGUCAUCUGCCACCAGGCUGUCCUGCGCUGCCUCCUGGCUUACUUCCUGGAUAAGAGUGCAGAAGAGAUGCCUUACCUAAAGUGCCCUCUUCACACUGUCCUGAAACUGACGCCCGUUGCUUAUGGUUGCCGUGUAGAAUCCAUCUACUUGAACGUGGAGUCGGUGAGCACACACCGGGAAAGGUCAGAGGAUGCAAAGAAGGGACCUAACCCGCUCAUGAGACGCAAUAGUGUCACCCCACUAGCCAGCCCCGAGCCCACCAAAAAGCCUCGCAUCAACAGCUUUGAGGAGCAUGUGGCUUCCACCUCCGCUGCCCUGCCCAACUGCCUGCCCCCGGAGGUGCCCACGCAGCUGCCCGGACAAAACAUGAAAGGCUCCCAGAGCAAGGACUCCUCCCGGAAACACUGAGGCAGACCCAUCGGUUCCACUCCAUUUCCAUUUCUGCAGCUUAGCUAUUGCUCUUCCGUCUACUCAAGGCCAAAUGAUCCCAAGGACUUCUACCGGAACAGGAGGGUGGUGAAGAAGGCUGUGCUGAUGGAACAGAGCCGGUGUCCCAGCAGCGUCGGGGAAGCCAAGAUACCAGGAGGCCUUUCCCGUGUGCACGUGUGACCACCGCAGCUGCCAUGUGAGGCCGCAGUGCUGCCUCUGCUCUCCCUGCCUCUCCAGGGCAUUGUGGCCUCACUGAUCCUCCCACCCCCAAGGCUCAGUGAGGGUGAUGAGCAGAGGAGGAGGCGAGAGAAGGCCUCAAGACAGGGGUGUCAGUGCCUCUGUGCUAUUUUGUUGUUUUUCAGCUGGUAUGUUCUCAGCUGGGGAGAUGACACUGGCCCCAGAAAUCUCCAUUAAAGGGGCCUAGAUCCCGGUGACUGAAGGUCAAGGGAUGUUGAGCUUUCACCAGGCUUUACUGUUCGUCUUGGCUGGGCACGUCGCUUUGUGAACUCCAGGUGGAAAGAGAAGUCAUGCUCUACCCGUGCGUGCACCUACCUUCCCAGGCACGGUCUGGCAAUGUAGUGCUUAUUAGCACUGGGAUCUCAGCCCCCCAGGGAGCCCCGUGGAUCUUCUACCUGGAUCUCCGGCACCUGAGAUGGAAUUCCCAGGGCUGCUCACUUUUGCACUUUGUUUUAUGGCAGAAAGUGUGGCCUGAAAGUGGCACCAUCUCUUCAGGAUCUUAGGUUUUGUGCCCUCAGUGACUGCAGGGCUGAAAGAAAAUGGGGACAGGGUGGCAGCGGGCCCAUGAGAUGGUGAACUCAGGACUCUGCAAUCCAGCUGAGGCGAGAGCGAUGAGAUCACUGCAGGACUGGCCUGGGAGGCAGUCUGGGGUGCCGCAUUCCCCUCUUCUGCAGGAGGUCGCCACCUUCCAUGAUUCCUGGUAGGGAUAGUGGCCUGCUCUUGGCCACUUCUCCCAGAGCGUCCAUGGCCUCCUGACAGGUCUCUUUAUCAUCUCCCCAUGUUUUUCUCAAGCCCCUGCUGUGCUGGGUUUCUGGGGGGAAUUCAGAGGAGGAGACUGUCCCUGCUCUCCUUUAUGGCACUUGGCCAUUUUUGUGGAGUUUCAAAGCAGGGCCUUUGGAAUGUGUGUUCUAAAUUCUUAUAGUUUCUGCCUGCUUGUUUCUCCUUGUUGACUUCAAGUACUGGGGAAGGAGGGGUGUCUUGAGGCUCAGAAGAAGCAAUUUCUAGACUCAGCAGUGGAGUUUGCCCAAAUGAUCCUUUAGGAAUCUCUGCUAGCUGGUGCCAAAGGACACUCUACUUUCCUGUCUUCUGCUUUUGAGCCUGACAUCCUCACCCUUCUUAGCUUAAGAAAUAGUUAUUGGAAGUGGGAUUGGGGACACUGAGCCAUCUGGGGCCUGGAGUGGAGAAGAGCUGUAUUUUGUUUUGUUUGAGGAACUUUUAGAGAAUGCAUGUUUCUCUGGUUGUGAUUACGUGGGAAACGGAAAGACACUUCAGAUACCAUACAUCAACUUUGUUGUUUUCACACCAAACCAUUGGAAUCCCACUGCCCCCUACCUACACCCCCAGCCCCGUUGGCAGACGGCCUGAGAGGCUGUCUAUAUAUUCCUGUGUGAGGAAGACCUGGGCUAUUUUUCUUACUCUUUGAAGUCUGGUCAGACAGCAUGUUCGUGUGUGCAUGAGUGUGGGGAGGUGAGUGUGUGUGUGUGUGUGUGUGUGUGUGCAUGCGAGCGUGUUUGUAGGCUGCCUGCAUUAUUAAAUGGCCUGCAGUUCUGCCCUUGAGCUUCCUCACACCCUCUGGCCUAAUCUCUUCCCCGGUGUCAGAGCUGACACUGAAUAUUGGCUGACCCUACCCAGGGCUUUAGGGGAUCCAUCCCCCUCACCUCUGACAUAGGGGACUUGCCUAACAGGAGAUAGAACAUAAAUGUGGAUGGGGAAGGAGGCCUUGGAAAGCAGAGGCUGCCUCAUUGAAAGCCGGGGAUCUUAAUUUGGGGGAGAGGGGGUGGUGAGUGGAAGGUGUUUGAGCUGCAGUUACAGAGCUUCAGCCACUCCGACUACUGACACCACCUCCUCUCCCCCCAGAAAAUCUGGGACCAAUUUUUUUUAACUUUGCAUAUUUGUUUCUGGGUGUGCAUACCCCCUCUCCUUACUCUGUCCUGAGACCAUGGGCCAAGCUCUUCAUUUGGGGGGAGAAGAAAAACUGAACCACACCAAUGACGUUUUUGUUUGUAAUACUUGAAAUUUAUUUUUUUAUUAUUUUGAUAGCAGAUGUGCUAUUUAUUUAUUUAAUAUGUAUAAGGGAGAGUGAAGAUAGGAAGCUGUAUAAAUUGGGUUUGGUUGUUUGUUGGUUUGGGGGCCUUUUACAUGUGACUUACUAUGCCUCUGUGUUCUAAUGUUUGUCUGAAUUAAUUACCUGGGAUGAAGCUGUGCCAGCUUUCACACAGGGGAUGCCUUUCAAAAAUUUGUAUAUUUUGCAAUUGCCAGAUCAAUAAAAUACCUGGUUGAAAUACACAAUAAUGUGCACCUCUGAUC